AUGUGCGGCAUCAUCGCGUUGAUGCUCGCAAACAGGUUCGAGCACUGCAACCAGGGACUCUACGACGGACUUACUGUACUGCAGCACCGAGGCCAAGACGCAGCUGGGAUCAUGACGUGUGAGAAGAAGCGCCUGUUCCUACGUAAGGACAAUGGCCUUGUGCGGGACGUGUUCAAGCAGAACCACAUGCUGAAUCUGCGUGGCAACAUGGGCAUUGGCCACUGCCGCUACCCGACAGCAGGCUCAAGCUCGAGCUCGGAGGCUCAGCCGUUCUAUACCAACUCACCGUAUGGUGUGGCACUCGCGCACAAUGGCAACUUGACCAACUCGCACGAGCUUGUGGACCAGCUGGCCAACACGAACUUUCGUCACGUAAAUACGGACUCGGACUCGGAGCUGCUACUCAAUAUUCUGGCUGACGAGCUCCUCAGGCGCGUCGACCAGCCGCUGGACACGGAGAUGGUGCUAGAUGCUGUUACUGGCGUGUUUAAGCGCUGCCGCGGUGGCUACGCGGCAGUGGUGCUGAUUAAUGGCUUUGGCAUUGUCGCCUUCCGCGACGCGCACGGAAUCCGUCCUCUCGUGUAUGGCACGCGUAAGAGCCAGUAUGGUAGCGACUACGUCGUGGCUUCAGAAAGUGUAGCAAUUGACACGCUGGAGUUCAAGACCGAGCGCGACUUUGCACCGGGGGAAGCCAUGGUGAUCAAGCAAAGUGGAGAAAUGACCACUCGGAAGUGCAUCGCUGGUGCCAAGCUGUCACCGUGCAUCUUUGAGCAUGUCUACUUUGCCCGUCCCGACUCGUUCAUCGACGGUGUCUCGGUGUACCAGGCUCGUCGCAAUAUGGGAGCCAAGCUCGCGGAGAAGAUAUUGCGUGAGCGCCCGAAUCACGGUAUUGACGUGGUAAUUCCCAUUCCUGACACAAGCCGCACGUCAGCGCUUGAGGCGUCGCAGAAAAUGAACAUUCCGUAUCGCGAAGGGUUUGUCAAGAACCGAUACAUUGCACGUACCUUCAUCAUGCCGGGCCAGGUUGCACGUAAGAAAACCGUGCGCAUGAAAUUGAACGCUAUCCGCUCCGAGUUUGAGGGCAAGGUCGUGCUGCUCGUGGACGAUUCGAUUGUGCGCGGCACCACCUCGCGUCAGAUUGUGCAGAUUGCGCGUGAGAAUGGUGCUAAGGCCGUGUACUUUGCGUCGGCAGCUCCGGCCAUCCGGCAUCCCAAUGUCUACGGCAUUGACAUGCCGACGACGGAGGAGCUUAUCGCGUUUAACAAAACCGCGGCUCAGGUGGCCAAGGAGAUUGGCUGCGAGUGGAUGGUUUUUCAGGAACUGAAGGACUUGGAGGAUUCCGUGCGACAGGAGAACGCGGCGCUCGCGGAUUUCGACUCAUCGUGCUUUAACGGCGUGUACGUUACGGGCGACGUGAACGAAGCUUACUUCGAGCGAUUGCACGCUGAACGCUGCGACGAGCGUAUGCAGACGAAAAAUAUGGGUUUCACGCCUUUCAACCGCACUCAGUCUGACGAGAGCAUCGACAUGUACAACGCGCCGCAGUGA
Molecule: messenger RNA, 1548 nt
Organism: Peronospora matthiolae
Lineage: Eukaryota; Oomycota; Peronosporomycetes; Peronosporales; Peronosporaceae
Source: the annotation of a GenBank genome assembly